UAGAAACUAUUGGAUUGCAGAUAGGCUCAAUCAAGAAGGUGGGUUUUUGUUCUUUUGGGUGUUUCAAUACUCAACAGGAUUAUAAAGAAGAAUUUGUUCUUCAAUGUUUGUGCAGAUUUAUGAAACGAAUGAAUUUGUUGAUCGGGCUAAGAGAUUUCUUAAGGAGAUAGAAGAUGAUGACACAUUUUCAUCUGUAAACAGUUUGAUUUGUAAUUCAGAACUAUUUCAUCCUCAAUUUACCUCAUUUUUCGAUCAACAAAACAUGUCAUCACAAAUAAACGAAGAAAAACUCGAAGAUUCAAUGGGUGUAAAGGAAGAAGAGAUCAUCAAGAAACGUGGGACUUUGUUAAGAAGUGUCAAGAAAAGGGAUAAACAAAAAGGGACUCGACAAAAGCUUCGCGAAAGAAUUGCAGAGCUGAGAAAACUCAUUCCAAAUGGUGGAAAGAUGAGCAUUGAUUCUUUGUUGGUUCAAACUGUUGAACACAUGUUAUUACUUGAAGGUGUGACAAAUCCAAAGAGAUAG
This is a messenger RNA of Impatiens glandulifera, 523 nucleotides long. Its product is annotated as transcription factor bHLH155-like. NCBI's taxonomy places the organism in Eukaryota, Viridiplantae, Streptophyta, Magnoliopsida, Ericales, Balsaminaceae. The transcript has 2 exons. Gene Ontology annotation, biological process: regulation of DNA-templated transcription. Gene Ontology annotation, molecular function: protein dimerization activity; DNA-binding transcription factor activity. Bases 104 to 523 code for a protein of 139 amino acids. The record is from RefSeq and is a predicted model, not a curated record.